Molecule: messenger RNA, 1233 nt
Organism: Clonostachys rhizophaga
Lineage: Eukaryota; Fungi; Ascomycota; Sordariomycetes; Hypocreales; Bionectriaceae
Source: the annotation of a GenBank genome assembly
AUGCAUCACCUCACCUUCCUCUUCGCUGCUGGUCUCAUCAGCACCAUUUCUGCAGCACCUCUUCCCGCCGCCAACGAUGCUCUCCUUGACUUCCAGGCUCGUUCCGGCUACGCCGAUGAGGAUACCCUGGCCAGGAUUGCGAGAAGUCUUGAUGCAUUGGAUCAAGAACUCGAGGAGCGCGGCCUGUUCGACAAGAACCCCAAGCCCUUCAACCCUGACAAGACUCCCAACAAGCUCAAGAAGGCCGAGCCGGUUCCCAAGCAGCCCAACAAGCAGCCCAAGACCUCCAACACGCUGAAGAAGGAGAAGAAGGGUCCCAAGCCUAACCCUGCGACCAAUUUCCGUCGUGGGUUCGGCAAGGAACCUAAGCCAUUCAACCCCGACAAGACUCCCAACAAGCUCAAGAAGGCUGAGCCAGUUCCUAAGGUGCCUAACAAACAGCCCAAGACUACCAACACGCUCACCAAGGAGAAGAAGCACAAGACGAACCCUGCGACUAACUUCCGUCGUGGAUUCGGCAAGGAGCCAAAGCCAUUCAACCCCGACAAGACUCCCAACAAGCUCAAGAAGACCGAGCCGGUUCCCAAGGUUCCCAACAAGCAGCCUAAGACUACCAACACUCUCACAAAGGACAAGAAGCACAAGACGAACCCUGCGACUAACUUCCGUCGUGGGUUCGGCAAGGAGCCCAAGCCCUUUAACCCUGAGAAGACGCCUAACAAGCUCAAGAAGACCGAGCCGGUUCCCAAGGUUCCCAACAAGCAGCCUAAGACUACCAACACUCUCACAAAGGACAAGAAGCACAAGACGAACCCCGCCACCAACUUCCGACGCUACGAGCUUGAGCUGGAAGAGCGUGACGAGGAUCUCGAGGAGCGCGAUUACGAAUUCCUUGACGAGCGUGAUGACGAGUACCUUGACGAACGUGAUGACGAGUUCCUCGACGAGCGCGACGAGGAAUUCCUUGAGGAGCGUGAUGAGGAUCUCCUAGAGGAGCGUGAUGAUGACUUCUUGGAGGAGCGUGAUGACGAGUUCCUCGACGAACGUGACGAGGACUUCAUCGAGGAGCGCGGCCUUUUCGACAAGAACCCCAAGCCCUUCAACCCCGACAAGACUCCCAACAAGCUCAAGAAGGCUGAACCUGUCCCUAAGGUGCCUAACAAGCAGCCCAAGACCACCAACACGCUCACCAAGGAGAAGAAGCACAAGACGAACCCCGCCACUAACUUCUAA